AUGGCGUCUAAACGUUUGGUUGAAGAUGACGGCGAACAGUGCAAAAAAAGUCGCAAGUGUUCGAAGUCUGCAGGACACAAAGGUCGCUGUAAUACUGAGAAAUCAGUGAAUCCUUUCUGGGAGACGUCUGCAUCCUACAAACUUAACGAAAGGAAAAGGAAAUUACUCGUAGAGCAGCAUGGUUUUCAUCAAAAAGUGAAGGCAAAGGAAUCUCAAUUAGUUGAACGGGAAAAUUUGCUGUUACAUUGCCAGGAACAGACUCAAUACGAGUUAAGAGAAAAAGGUAAGAUUACAGACUGAUAUUAGUCUAGUAUUAAUAAUAAAUUCUAAGAAUAAUAAUAGAAUUUAUAUACCAAAUGUUAUACAGUAUUUAAUAUAUAUUAAAUAAGUAUUAUAAAAGCCCUUGUCCCCCAGUAUGUUCCAUAUUCUGCUUGUUGUUUUGCCUAAACUUAAUAAAAUUUAAGCGAAAUUACUUGCCGGUAAAAUUCACUUGGGAAUUAACUUUUCAGAUAAUUAUAUCUUGGAACUAAGAACUGGUUUGCAAAAUUCUGACGCACUGGUAAAGACACUAGAAGACAAGGUAUCAGCUCAAACAAGACAGUUGGAACAGCUUAAGAGUAUGUUUUCUGCACUUGGAUUGGAUAGUAAACAAUUCUCAAAAUCCAAACGAGAGAACAACAGCACGACUAAGGCGAUGAUAAGUGAUCCAUCUUCAAGCACUCAUUACAGAAGACGAAAAGAAUCGGAAAAAGCACUCAUAUUUAUUCAUGGAGGUGAGAGUGGGUCAUACUUUGGUGCAUGGGAUUAUAUUGUGGGCAAUGCACCAAUAGAACUGGUAACUGAGUUGUUAGUUGCAUAUCGGAAAGGCAAUCAUCUGAAGAAAAUUUUCAACAAUGCCAUAACUGAAUACCAGAUGUCGACUGAAGCUUUACAACAAGCUAUAGCAACAAAAUACCAGAAUCAUCUAUCACGCAGGAAAUUUGCGCUAGUGUGUAAGACACAGUCGUCAUACUUUAACGCAGAGUCUGAAACAUGGCUUCCACGUAAUGCCAUUUGUAUGGGGACUGAUCUAAGACUUCCAAAGUCAGUGUCGAAUUCUGCGGUUGAUAAGUUUGUAAAGAGCUUAGACAUUGGAGAUGUCACACAACUGCAAGAUGUUAAUGGAGUAUCCAGAACUGUCACUGGACUAGUUUUUAUGAUAAUUGACCUACACUUAAGGGUUCUUCACCUACGUAGAAAACUUGUUUGGUAUAAUGAGUUGGAGAAUCACUUCAUUGUUCAAUUCUCAGAUGACGGAGCGCCAGAAACAAGCCAAUUGACAAUGUCUAUUGGUAGUUUGACCACAUGGAACUUGGGAGAAAGAGUAAGGAGCUCUGACUUUCAAUACCUCUUACACUGUGUCAGCUUGCCAGAAAAACAUGACGUACUAGACGAACUGUGGAAGCAACACUCUGAUGAAAUGGCCAUGCUAGAAGGUAAUAUCCUCACAAUUUCUGGAGAGAAAUGUACAGUCGAAUUUCAACCGAGUGCCGACAUGUGUUGGCAGAGCUGGGCAAAUGCUGAAGUAAAUCAAGCUGCUACCUAUCCCUCGCCGUAUGCCAAUGUGCACUCAGGUAUGAGAAUUUUUAACUAUUUAGGUUCAGAUGUUUGCUUUUUUUCACAAAAUUUUCCACUGAAACAUUAAUUAACCCUUUUAGUGGCACUGUGCCCAGAUGUGCCCUACUUUAAUAUCAAUGUUACUCUGUCUGACGCCAGACAAAUUUACUCGUCAGGGAGAGAGUGUUGCCUCUGAAUGGGUUAAUCAGACUAUAUCUGCCCAUACACCCUGUUCACCCAUUAAGUGGCAAUGCACUCUAUUUUAUUAAUUUACUCUGGAAAAUCAGAAACUCAAACCUCAUCUAAUGCAAAGCUAGCAAAAUGAUACUACACAUGAACUAUCAUAUUUCAUAAUAUAGCACAUUUAAAAUGUACGUAAUCGUAUGCAAUGGCAGGUCUGUUUACAUGCGGACUUUUAAAGGCACAGUUCAGUCCAUUUAUAUUAGUUGAAAAACAAGGAAAAUCAGUUAAGCAUACAUGUAAUUCAAUAUCAAUGAUUUUAUUGUUUCUAAUAGUUCUUAACAUAUUUAAUGCUAACUUGAGUACACUGAUCAUUAAUUAUGCUUACUUGAUUUUCUUGACUUAGUUACUAUUUAAAUUAACCCAUUAAGCGCCAGCGCUCUCCCCUUGACGAGUAAAAUCGUCUGGCGUUAGACAGAGUAAAAUACUAAAGAAGGGUGCAUCAGGGUGCAAUGCGACUCAAUGGGUUAAUGCAUGGAUAAAUUCUUGUUGUUACCAUCCCCCCCCCCCGGGGAAACCCCGGGAUAAUGCAGAAACUUUAAUCCUGGGAGUGGGGAAUUGUUAGAAAAUUUUGUCCCGGAGGUUUCUCCGGGGUAAAAAGCAAAACUCGUAUCCAGGACCACAUAUCUAGCGGCAGCGCAUCCAGUGACACAUAUAUAGUUCAGUGAGCACCGUCCAAAAGUUUUCAAAAUGGCGACUACCUCGUGUUUGGCAGUUGUUUAUAUAAUCGUGUUAUAGUGACUAUAGUUUAUAAUACCAAGUAUUUAAUCGGUAUAUAUAAACGCACUUUUCAAAUUUUACAUAUGUUUAUACAAAGGAUAUUAAAAAUAUGUGUUAUAAACUGCUUAUUGAUAUUUCUUAUAUUUUUAGUUUUUUAGCGAUGCCCCGGGGUGGGGAAUUGUCAAGCUUUAAAGUCCCGGGGGUGGGGAAUUUACUACAUUCUUGCAAAAAAAAUACAAAUCCUGGGGGUAUUGCCGGGGGGGGGAGGGGGUGGUAAUGUUCAAUGCUCCUUAAAAACCAUAGAUCUUUCAAAAGGCUGAACUGUGCCUUUAAAAAGUGUAUGUUGGUUCCAAUGUUCUUCUUUUGACGGAUGUGAACGAAUGGAUGAGUUAUGAAUGUUCACUUGGCCUUUUGUUGAGUAAGUUACAUAUAGACAUCCAUGUUACAGCGGAGCCGAUGCACACAUCCACUCGCUCACAUCCAUCAGCAAGAAAAACGACUUUAAAAUCAAAGUAAAAAACCCCCUGUGUGAACUGGCAUUAACAAUUCAGAACUACUAUCGCUUUAGGUAAUAUUUGUACCAUGGGUGGUACCAUUGGAUAUGAUCCUAAUGAUACAUGGAAACCAUACACCAAUUCAGACAGGAAAAAGCAUGCAAAGAUGGUUCAAAAUUUUGAACAAUCAAUGAAGAAUGUGUCUGAGAAAACCCAACACGACAAGAAGCUCCAGUUCAUGGCAGAUAAUGGGAUUCGGCAACUUGGACCUCCCAGAAUUGGAGUUUUUGCUGACAAGCAAAGACCGGAACCUCUUCAUUGCGAGAUUAAUUCAUGGCAGCAAGUACUCAACAUUGUUUAUCAAGAAUCUGUGCAACGAAAGAUGUUUGAUCAGUUUAUCAAAGUGUUAGGGGACCCUCCCAGUCCUUCCUCUGCUGCCGAGCCUGUAAUCGAGAGACACAAAGAACAAGUUUUUGGUUGUGGUUUGCAGUUCCUUGUGCCAUCCAUCAAAGCCCAUUUUGAUGACGAAAAGAAAAGGUUCAACAAGAUUCCUACCAGAAUAAUUGGAGAACAAGCGAUUGCAAUUGCCCGAUAUGGUUAUCGAUUGGUUGACAGCCUGGAAUUCCCUGAUGAAUCAGCUGUGCAAAAGGUCAAGCGUUUAUCACUGAGCAGAAUCAUGUUGUACCUGCGAAAUGCUUGUGCAACUUUCAACAAAGUCUCGUCAACAAAACCGGAGUUGUUAGAACUUGAUGAGAAUUGCAAACUGUACUUCAACCUCCUUUGUUUAUUCUUCCCAAGGCAUAUUAAUGUGACCAGUUGGACUGUUGGUUAUGCACUGCCAUACCAUGCAUUAAAACUGUAUGAUACGUACGGAGUUGGCUAUGGCAUUAUCUCGCAACAGGGGAAGGAAGCCAAGCACUCUGCUGUGAAGAAGGACUUGGAACUGAGCAACAGGUCAAACAAUUCAAUUUUGCUUCAAAUGUCAUCUCGUACCCAGAGCCCUUCUUACGUGUGGUGCGAUGAGGGGCUCUGGCCAAAUCCAUAAUCCGAACUGGCAUCUGAUUGGCUAGUUCUAACAGCGGAUAUUGUUUUCUUACCAUGUUUUUAUGGUAUCCGGUUAUGGAUUUGGCCAGAGCCCCCCGUCGCACCGCGCGUAAGAAGGGCUCUGGGUACGAGAAUGCUUCAAAUGUGUAAUUUUCCAUACAUUAAUACAUAUUGCAAUAUUCAUGUAUUUUAGGUCCAACAAUGCUGAGAAAAAUGGAAAGUGGUGGCAGGUAAUGCGUGCUAAUUAUGUUCGCAAUGUCUAUCUUCCUGAGCACCAACCGCUACCACAAUCAUAUAAGUCGCAUUUCAAAUCAAGAAUCCCACCUCAUUGUGAUUCCGAAGGAGCCUGUGACUGUGGCAGGCUUAAGCCAGUUGAUUGUGAUUUCUGCCAUACUUGUCUCCAAUGUCACGAUAUUGUAGAGUCAGCACAAAAUCACAAGCUAUCUGCUAAUCUUGAGGAGAUUUUCAAGCCAUAUAUUUGCUCUAAAUGUGGCCAACGCUUUGGAGAUCAAGUUGAUUUACAGUCACAUGACAUGCUACAUGGGGAUGGAGCUGUGGCAUUGUGGAGUGGUAAGAACCCAAAGGAAAUGAGUGUUUCUGAGCUGAAAACAGAACUUAAAAAAAGAAAUAUUGGGACAAGUGGAAAAAAGGACAUCUUAAUUAAGAGAUUUGAAAGUUCUUUAUGGGUAGAGAAAAACGUUAAGUAA
Messenger RNA from Paramuricea clavata, 4801 nucleotides. NCBI's taxonomy places the organism in Eukaryota, Metazoa, Cnidaria, Anthozoa, Malacalcyonacea, Plexauridae. The record is from the annotation of a GenBank genome assembly.